This is a messenger RNA of Meloidogyne enterolobii, 1093 nucleotides long. Lineage: Eukaryota; Metazoa; Nematoda; Chromadorea; Rhabditida; Meloidogynidae. The record is from the annotation of a GenBank genome assembly.
AAUGAAAGCCGACAGUAGCAGUGUUUCAACUUCCUCAACAUCAUCAGAAAAGUUGGAAGAAACUCGUCCUUCUGUAUUAGUACGAAGAAUUGAUGACAAUAAUGAAGUAGAGGAAGGGGGCACAACUUCCUCAACACAAACAACAACAUCUACAUCAACCACUACAACAACUAGUACAACUUCAACUUCUGAUGUUUCUUCUGCUGUUAUUAAUAGUGGAACGAGAACGGCUGAUUUGGACAGACAAAUCGAAACCUUAAUGCGUUGUGAAUGUCUCAGCGAACAAGAAGUCAAGGUUCUCUGUGCUAAAGCUCGUGAAAUCCUCAUGCAAGAAGGGAAUGUUCAACGGAUAGAUGCGCCCGUCACAAUUUGUGGCGACGUCCAUGGCCAAUUUCACGAUUUAAUGGAACUUUUCCGUGUUGGUGGCCAAGUCCCCGAAACAAAUUAUCUUUUUCUUGGAGAUUUUGUGGAUCGUGGAUUUUACUCUGUUGAGACGUUUUUGCUCCUUUUGGCUUUAAAAAUUCGUUAUCCUGAUAGAAUGAUGCUAAUUAGAGGAAACCAUGAGUCUAGACAAAUUACUCAAGUUUAUGGAUUUUAUGAUGAGUGUCUUCGAAAAUAUGGUUCAGCUGUUGUUUGGCGUUGUUGUACAGAAGUAUUUGACUGUUUAAGUUUAUCAGCUGUAAUAAAUGGAAGAAUCUUUUGUGUUCACGGUGGAUUAUCACCAAGCAUUCAAACAAUUGACCAAAUUCGUACAAUUGACAGAAAACAAGAGGAUUCUGUUGGUUUUGGUGUAAGUCCUCGUGGUGCUGGAUAUUUAUUUGGCUCCGACGUUGUAAAAAAUUUUUGUGAGACGAAUAAUAUUGACAUGAUUGCUAGAGCACAUCAAUUAGUAAUGGAAGGAUAUAAAUGGCAUUUUAAUGAAACGGUACUCACAGUUUGGUCAGCCCCAAAUUAUUGUUAUCGUUGUGGAAAUGUGGCAGCUAUAUUAGAAUUGGAUGAGCAAUUAAAUAAAGACUUUACUAUUUUUGAAGCUGCUCCACAGGAUAAUCGUGGUGCUCCAGCCAAAAAGCCUCAACCAGACUAUUUUCUCUGA